AUGCCUAAUUUUUCACUUGGACUUGCUCUUGGUCUAACACAAGAGUUUCAGGAAGGAGAUGAAAAAAUUGAUGAGGAAGGAUGUUAUGAUUCAAAAGCAACAGGAGAUGACAACAAUAUCUUGGGAAUUAAAGAUGAUGAAGAGGGAAGAAGAGAUGUAGGAAAAUGGUUUAAAAAACCAUCAAUGUAUGCAUCUUCUCCUUAUAAUCAAAAAAAGAAAAACCUAGAGGAACCAACAUUUGAUGUAAUUGACAACAUGAAUUUAGUUGCAAAUUUUUCAAGAGCUUAUCGUGAUGCACUUGAUGAAUUGAAACUACUACUUAGUAGCUACGUGAUGAGUGUCAACCACAAGUCAACUUUAAAUUUGGAGGGUGUUCAACCAUAA
Molecule: messenger RNA, 384 nt
Organism: Lactuca virosa
Lineage: Eukaryota; Viridiplantae; Streptophyta; Magnoliopsida; Asterales; Asteraceae
Source: the annotation of a GenBank genome assembly